Oryzias latipes (Japanese medaka) is the source of this 9480-nucleotide messenger RNA. RefSeq names its product diacylglycerol kinase, eta (gene dgkh). Gene Ontology annotation, cellular component: plasma membrane. The record is from RefSeq and is a predicted model, not a curated record. Gene Ontology annotation, biological process: phospholipase C-activating G protein-coupled receptor signaling pathway. Lineage: Eukaryota; Metazoa; Chordata; Actinopteri; Beloniformes; Adrianichthyidae. Gene Ontology annotation, molecular function: protein binding; ATP-dependent diacylglycerol kinase activity.
GUGUACAUCUUCGUUUUCCACGUCUGUGCUGGAAUCUGGCUCAAAACUAAAACAGAUCAAAAGAUAAUUGGAGUGGGUCUGUAAGACUGCUGUAAACUGGAGAAUAGGUAUCUGACCCAAAAUUGACUUUCCUCUGAAAACUCCUGUAUCAGAGAUGGCACUAAUGGUUUUUUGAAUCGUCAACUUUGAAAACACCUCCUCUCUAAAAAAUUGAACAAACUCUCCCUGCUUGUUUGAUUACAGACAGACUGGAAAGGAAUUUUUUUUGGACUAAGGCAUAAAAAUUGGGCAAAGACCUCUCAGCUUUAUGCUUUCUCCUCUGUUCUCUGUGGCGAUGCAGCUAUAAAUAGAAAAGAGGAGGAGGAAGGCAGGGGAGCAGAGCUCUGAGGAGAGAAUGUGCCAUUUUUAGAUGCUGUGAAACAUUUCAGUAACCUCAUGACGGCCUUUAAAAACGUUGAAAGGUGUGUCUGCUCAAUGUGUUGUAACAAUGAUCCAUGAUAUAUGUAGCCUUAAGGCUUGCUCUGAAACUGCGUCUUUACCUCAAGGACCUGCAUGGAGAUUAUGUCUGAAAUCUGGGGGGGUCCUAUUUCUGCUGGAAGGCUAAGGAAAAAAGAGAAAAAAUGCCUACAGAAAAAAAUCUGCAUUUUAUGAAGAAAAAAAACAGAGAGGGAAAAAAAAGAGACAGAAAUAGCAACAGAAGCAGAGAGAUGCUUGCUGAAUUAUUAUUGGCUGCAGAGGAUGUGUUUAAAAAAGCAGACCAGUAGAGGAAAUCCUGGUGUGAUGUCAUUUUUCUGCUGACUGCAUUUGCACAAGUACUCCUUAAGGGGGCGGGGGUGGGGUGCAGAGGCAGUGAGGAGGACGAGGAGGGAGAGGAAGGACAGGGUCUGAGACAUAAAUAAAGGACGCAGUGCUUGGCAGGAGGCAGAAAGGUAAUCACUCCAUUCCGAAGGCUUAUCCUCUGUGCUGAGAACAGGAAAGAGAUGGAGGACUGGAUCAGUUCACUCAAGUCUGUCCAGUCCAGAGAGCAUUACGAGACAGCACAGUUUAAUGUGGAGCACUUCUCAGGGAUGCACAACUGGUACGCCUGCUCCCAUGCACGACCCACCUUUUGCAAUGUCUGCAAAGAUAGCUUAUCAGGGGUUACAUCACAUGGCCUCUCCUGUGAAGUUUGCAAGUUCAAAGCACAUAAACGCUGUGCAGUCAGAGCCACUAAUAACUGCAAAUGGACCACCCUGGCUUCCAUAGGGAAGGAUAUCAUUGAAGAUGAGGACGGGGUUGCUAUGCCUCAUCAGUGGUUGGAAGGCAAUCUGCCUGUCAGUGCCAAAUGUGCUGUGUGUGAAAAGACCUGUGGCAGCGUCCUCAAGCUGCAGGACUGGCGCUGUCUCUGGUGCAAAGCAAUGGUACACACAGCUUGCAUGGACGUGUACCCUCGCAAGUGUCCUCUAGGUCAAUGCAAAGUUUCUAUCAUUCCCCCAACGGCUCUUAACAGCAUAGAUUCAGACGGUUUCUGGAAAGCCACCUGUCCUCCAUCAUGUGCCAGUCCUCUUCUGGUCUUUGUUAACUCCAAAAGUGGUGACAACCAGGGGGUAAAAUUCCUUCGCCGCUUCAAGCAGCUCCUUAACCCAGCUCAAGUCUUUGACCUGGUUAAUGGUGGGCCACACCUGGGACUGCGAUUGUUUCAGAAGUUUGACAACUUCCGUAUUCUGGUGUGUGGAGGUGACGGCAGCGUGGGAUGGGUCCUCUCAGAGAUUGACAAAUUAAAUCUACACAAACAGUGCCAGCUGGGAGUGUUACCCCUGGGAACAGGCAAUGAUCUGGCACGAGUUUUAGGCUGGGGUCCGUCAUGUGAUGAUGACACCCAGCUACCCCAGAUCCUGGAAAAGCUAGAGAGGGCCAGCACCAAGAUGCUGGACCGCUGGAGUAUCAUGACUUAUGAGAUCAAGAUCCCACCCAAACACCACUGCCCCACCAUGCCUGAGGGAGCCGACGGCUGCCAGUUUCACAUAUCAGCUUAUGAAGAUUCAGUAGCUGCUCUUCUCACAAAGAUCCUCAACUCACAACGGCACUCCGUGGCCAUCUCAUCUGCCAAGAUUUUGUGUGAAACAGUGAAAGAGAUGGUUACCAAAGUGGGCAAAGCUUAUGAGGAAAGGGCGGAAAAUACGGAUGACUGUGACUCGAUGUCAGUCAAAUGUGCCAUCCUGAAUGAGAAGCUGGAGUCUCUCCUGCAGACUCUGGACUCCGACUCAAAGCCUCUGUCCCUGCCAUCCCUCGCCACUCCUCCUAUUGUCGAGGAGGAACAGGAUGAAGAGGAGGAGGCCAGUGAGGAGAGCUUUACUGAGCUAAAGGAAAAGCUGGAGGAGGAGGAGACGGAGAAGGGAGGUGACCAUAGAGAACCCCCACUUCAGCUCUAUAAAAGCAGGGAGCAACUGAUGCUGAGGGCCAACAGUUUGAAGAAAGCUGUCCGGCAGAUCAUUGAGCAAGCUGUCAGAGUGGUGGAUGAGCAGAAUGCCCUCACAGAGGAUACAGAGCUGCCAUCUCCCCUAGAGUUUCAAAAGGACAGCGAGGAGGAGAACAGAGACAGCGAGAAAGAGGAGGACACCAAGGAGCUGGAAGCAGUGUCAUCUGCCAGGAGUCCCUGCUCUCCAACAGAAAGAAGGGUAAACUGCAGUACCCAGUCCUACAGCUCUUUCACCAUCACUCCCUUCACCACCAGUAAGGAGAAUCUUCCCGUGCUUAACACGCGGAUUAUCUGCCCAGGCUUGAGAGCAGGGCUGGCUGCCUCUAUUGCUGGCAGCUCCAUCAUUAGCAAGAUGCUGCUGGCUAACAUUGACCCCUUUGGUGCAACAUCCUUCAUCGACCCUGACCUUGACGCUCUAGAAGGCUACAUGGAGAAGUGUGUCAUGAACAACUACUUUGGCAUUGGCCUGGAUGCAAAGAUCUCAUUGGAGUUCAACAACAAACGUGAAGAGCAUCCAGAAAAAUGCAGGAGUCGAACCAAAAACAUGAUGUGGUAUGGUGUUUUGGGCACAAAGGAGCUUCUACAAAGAACAUAUAAGAAUCUGGAACAGAAGGUCCAGCUAGAGUGUGAUGGUCAGUACAUCCCCUUACCCAGUCUUCAGGGGAUCGCAGUGUUAAACAUUCCCAGCUAUGCAGGUGGAACGAACUUCUGGGGAGGCACCAAAGAGGAUGAUAUCUUCUGUGCUCCAUCUUUUGAUGACAAGAUCCUUGAGGUGGUGGCUGUAUUUGGGAGCAUGCAGAUGGCCAUGUCUAGAGUCAUCAAGCUGCAGCAUCAUCGCAUUGCACAGUGCCGAACAGUGAAGAUCACCAUCCUCGGUGAUGAGGGCGUUCCUAUUCAGGUGGAUGGUGAGGCCUGGGUCCAGCCGCCUGGAGUAAUAAAGAUACAGCAUAAGAACAGAGCUCAGAUGCUCACCAGAGACAGGGCGUUUGAGAACACACUGAAGUCAUGGGAGGACAAGCUGAAGUAUGACAAGCCGCCUCUCAGGCCUCACCUCUACUCUCAGCAGUCCGUGGAUCUGGCAACAGAGGAAGAGGCCACCCUGGUGCAGAGUUGUGCCAGAGCUGCAGAAGAGCUCAUCACAAGAAUAUGUGAGGCUGCAAAGACUAAUGGGCUUUUAGAGCAGGAGCUCGCUCACGCUGUCAAUGCUGCAUCUCAUGCUAUCAACAAAACUCACCCCAAGUUUCCAGAGAGCCUGACAAGGAACACAGCCAUUGAAGUGUCCAGCACUGUCAAGGCGCUUCAUAACGAAACUGAAUCGCUUCUGCUGGGUCGAGUCUCCCUGCAACUGGACCCACCAGAGGAAGAGCAGCUGUCCAAUGCUCUGCAGAGUGUGGAGGUUGAACUGGGAAAACUGGGAGAUGUCCCCUGGCUUUACUACAUCCUGCAGCCUAAUGAUGAAGAGGACCCCUCUCUUGGUUACGGAAAGAGGAACAGUCGCAGCAGUGUGUUUCGUAUUGUGCCCAAGUUCAAGAAAGAGAAGGCAGCCAAGAGGACCAGCCCUCAAUCAGUAGAGAGGUGGAGCACAGAGGAGGUGGGCAUCUGGCUGGAACAGAUGAGUCUGGGGGAGUACAGAGACAUCUUCAGUCGACAUGACAUUCGUGGCUCUGAGCUGCUGCACCUGGAGAGAAGAGACCUGAAGGAUCUGGGUAUCUCGAAGGUGGGUCAUAUGAAGAGAAUUCUCCAGGGAACCAAGGAGUUGGCAAAGGCCUCCAUGGUUGACCUUUAACUUGGGAGAGAACGGCUGCUACAGACGGGAGAGAAGCACCCCUUUUUUCAUGUGACUGAACCUGUUUGGGAGUACUGAGUAAGAGGAGCCUGGCAUUCAAGGGGAAUUUCUAUUUUUUCUAUCUUUCUGCUGGGAAACUUUUUUGAGGCUGUAAAACAAGACAGAUUGUGUGAAUGUGUGCGAGUUUGUGCCAAAAUUAUAUAGUGACAAAAGCUAAGGGGAGUCCUGGAUCCUGAUAACAACAAAAGCCAUUUAUAACUUCAGAGCCGUUCACAGCACACAAUCACAUGCAACCAACUUAACUGAAGAAUAGUUGUUGGAAUUACAAAUUAGUAGCAAAACAAAAACUUCCAACAGUGUUUACUUUAGCAGGGUGAGCUGCAAAUGCAAUAAAGCAUUCGGGCAGCAUCGUGAUUUCCUCAUAAAAGAACAUUUGCAUCAUCGUCAGUGUGAAAGCUGUGCUUUGUUGUCAUCUUAAGUAACUUAAAUUGCAUGGUCAGAGCCAUGAUUUCUUUGCAUGCAAGAAUUAAGCUUGGACAAGUUUUACACGACUAAGGUAUAACGAUGUAAUUUAUUAUUCCUGAAAGCUUUUUUUUGUCCAAAGCCAAUGUUUUUGUUGUUAAGGUGUAAUUUAUUUGGUUGCAUGACAAUGACAUGUCAAGUCUUCCUGUCAAGUGCCAGUUUUUUUAGUCAUGUAGUGUUUUUAAAUGUUUUAUAGGUAGAACAACGACAGUCUUGAUGAGGUUUGAUUACAUGAUAUUAGGGGCUUUAAGUUGGAACUUUGUGGAUGUGAAGGCUAGGACCGCAGGUUAUAUAAAUAGCACAAUGAUAAACCACAUGGAGAAGGGUUGCCAUUAAAGCGGAAAACAUGCAAACUGAAAAUGAUUAUUUAUUAACAAUUUGUAGAGUGCAGGUAAAGGUUUUGUAGCUGUCAUGAACCAGCUAAAAAUGAUAGUUUUUAGCUUUUACUUGAGCCUUUUGAGAUUAGAUGCUUAUUUUACAUGAUCAGAAAGACUGCUCCAGUUUUAGCACCAUGUUUGGUCCAGACUCUGGGUACCAGCAGGAGGCCUGUCCCUGAGCUUCCCUGAGCAUGUCAGAGAUCUGCUCUGGCGCUAAGCUUUGGUGAGGCUUGGGUACAAGUUGAGACAAUAAUUAUGAUUUCUCUGAGCGACAGGUAGCCAGUCCAAAGACCUGAAGACAGGACAGAUGUGACCGUACUUCCUGGUUUUAGUUCGGACCCGAGCAGAAGCAUUCUGGAUGAACUGCAGCUGCUUUUCAUCAACUUUCAUUAGUCUUGUAAGCAGACCUUUUGUCUGAUAGAGAUGAAAAAAGCAGAAUUCUGUUCUUUAAGUCAACUGACAAAGAAUAAUCUGUAUAUAAGUUUGGAGGUCGGUUUUAUGAGAUUAAAACAGUUAAAUAUUAUUCUUUCUGAGAUGGAAACAAGUGUAGUUCUUGCUGGGAUUAAGUGCCAACCACAAAUAUUGCAAGUUAAGGUUUUAACAGUUCUGGUGUGAAUACUCUUGACAGUUACUUCUUUGCCCCAUUGUGCACUUAGGUGGUCAUCUCAGCAUAGUGCCCUUUUUGCAAUUCAACACAAUCGUUAACAUGAUUGCAAACUGCAAAGAUGUGUGGGUUUUCAGAAUUUGUCAGAGCCCUGGAUCUGUAGCCUGCAUCGUGUUGUUCAAAUGUAGCUUCAAUUAAUAACUAUGAUGCUGAUAAAACACAACUUCUACCUGUUUGGAUUAACGAUGUUGACAUGGUAUAUUUCUAUGUCAGAUGCUGAUCUGUAUACAUAUUUUCAUUUCACAUGCAGUAUCCAUCUGUUUGCAGACAAUUUUUUGGCUUUGUAAAACUAAUACGUUUGUUGUUUGCUGACACGGUGUUGACAGUGCACAUAUUAGAUUAUGCAUAUUACACCUUAACAGUUAUGGGUUUUUUUAUCAGUUAUAUGUGAUGGCCUUGUGGUAUUUUAGAGAUGGUGCAAUAUUUGAGCUUUUAUUUUGAUACUUUGAGGUAAAUGUUUGUAGAAAAGUAGUUUCUCAGUGUGAAAAACAAAAUACUAAUUUUUCUGCAUUUAUAGUUAUUAAAGUUUAAAGAUUUUAAGGGUUGGACCAUUAACCACACUACAGUUUGUCAUUACCUUUACUCCUUAAUGCUUCCAAGGUGCUUCCAAGGUAAUUUUAAUGAAUACAGUUGAGCAGACGUAACUGUUGUGACUGUAGCAACUUUUUGUGUGCAUUUGGUGUUUACAUCAGCGGUGAUGUGUAAUCCUAUGUUAUGCAAUCAAAGCAUGUAAGUGAAUUCUAUCUGAACUUUUUUCCUUUUUUUAUUGUAUUUGGUCUUAAAAUGAAUCACAAACCUCCUCAGGUGAACGACAACAUUGUCAUGUAUUUAUAAAAGUUCUCUACUCCCAUAUAAAUGAAGAUGAACACAUUUGCUAAACCACCAUGUUGUUGGUAUGCUACAUUUGUAAAACCACAGGAAUCUUAGAUAAGCAAUAUUUUUGGAGUUUUACAUGUUGUUGUUCACCAAGUGAAAAACAAUCAAAAAGUUAUACUUUCCAGGGCUUGACAUCAAAGUUUCCCACCUAGUAAAACUUCACUGUUUGGAGAACCUUUAGCAAACGUAAGAGAUAGAUUGCAGGUUCUACAUUCUAUGACGUAAACCUGCAUAACAGAACACUGAGAAAAAAGACGGAAAUCUGAUAAACGUAUUUUAAAAGAUUGCUUUUGAAAUGUCGUCAUUUAUCUGAACCACGAGAAAUUGCCUAAAAGGAAACAAGGAAACUAAUCUGAAGUUUUUCUGUGUUUUUCUUUUUUGUUUGUGUGACACUAUGGGAAUAUAAUGACUCCUGUCUUUCACUGGUUUCUUUUCCCUCUGUCCUUAGAUCUAACUGAAUAAAAUGCUCAAAGCAUGCACCAGACAGAGCAUGUGCUGUUCAAGGAAAGCCAGUGUUUCACUGAAGCAAGAGUCAGACAACAAACUUUUUCCAGAUUUGAAUCAGUUUGUUCCAGUGACAUGCGGUGAAGUUGAUGGCUGGUGAGGCACUGACUCCUCUGGAGGCAGAUUUACAAUGAAAGAACUAAAUAUUUCACUAUUCAUCCAACAGCAGGUAACAGCAUAUAAAAUACACACAAGAAGAUAUUUGUCCGACAGAGAAUAUUUCUUUUAUAGACAUGGAUAGAACACUCUUCUUGUGUAUAAAUUAUUAUUAUAACUGUAAACGAAUUAAAGUAUACAGAUUUCAUUUUUACCUUCAUUGACUAUUUCUGGUGUUUUUGCAACUUCAAAUUCUGGUGCUUUAAUCAGUGUUAUCAAAUGUUGUUUGUAAAAAUGAUCAUAAGAAUAAUUCUUUUAUGUCUAAAAUUUAGUUUUCAAAUACUUACAUUAUUUUCCACUUACUCCCAUGUUAUUUUUAAAAAAACAAAAAAUUGAAAACUAUGCUUGGCGUUACUUUUUGAGUCCAGGCGCCAAUCCUUCUCCACAAAAAACUCUAUGAUCCUGUUGUAAAAGUCUUCCUUAUUUUCCUUUAGUUUAAUGAGUAUCCCCCUGUCAAUGGAGAUUAUGGCCAAUGAAGAAAGAUGUCCUUAGUUAGUUCUGUUUCUACUGCACCAGUAAAGCUACAAAGCAGCUGUCAGCUCACAUCUGCCCCCCAGAGAGGCUUGCCUCACCUGCAGCCUUUUCUUCACUCUUACAGUCAGCGUUCUGACUGCACGUCUCUGUUAAAAUUGAGUCCUGCAGUCAAACAAAGGCGAAGCGCUCGGGAGCCUCACCUGGAGUUUCCGCUCCGUCUGUGAUCGCGCGACACUCAAAUUCUGCGAUUUUAACCUCAGACACUGUGGAAAACGUGUCGAGUCAACUGAAAAUGUAUCUUUAACACGGAUCAGUGGAAAAUUAGAUUUACUUAAUGUACUUUUUUUCUAUUUUAUCACAAGGACCAGUGAGCCCGAGCCUCACUUGCCUCACCUGACCAGACGUCACUGGUUUGUUCCAUAGACUUGGAGAGUCAAACCAAAGGAAGGCCCCACUACCACAUCAAAGGUUUUAGACAGGAAGUCCUUUGGUAAACUAACCAACCAAGCCGGGUUAUUCCGUAAAAGAGUAGUAAUGGUAGUCUCUCCCAAUUCAAAGAUUAAGCAGUUAUACAUGGCAAUCUGUGCCAACCAGUUUCAUUGUUCAUUGUUGUUUCAUUUGGAUCAUUGACUCAUUAACUCUGACACUACAGUUGGGGUGAUAAGAGCUCUAGCAAGAAAAGCAUAAAGGUGGGAAUGUGCACAGCCACAUGAUUAUUCUGAUCGUGUUGAAAACGUAUCAUCACUUAGUAUGAAUGAGGAGUCAAUGAUUAAUGGAUACGCGUUAUAAGCUCUUUGCGCGUGUGGAAAAGCGCAGAAAAAUCCAUUACUAUUAUUAUUAUUAUAAGGUUCAGACAGGGUCACAUCUAUAACAUUCCCAUAGUUUGACACAAAACAGAUGUUACGAAAAAAGAAAUGUAAAAAUUGUUAUUUUUGUAAUAGCGGCCAAUGAAAGCUGCAUUAUCAUUUUCACAGUUAAAACUCUUCAAAAAUUUGUUAUCAGGGCCAUGCACAGGCAUGCAUUAUUAUUAUUUCUGCGCUAUUCCCAGUCCUAGAAGAUGAAUCAUGCUGACAGUGAGUUCAUUUUACUUCAGUAGACCACAUCAGAUGCAUGUGUGCUGUUUGCCUGCUGUGUUCUCCAGAGGUAUUUGAAAGUAAUGCAUCAAACUGCAUUGUUUUCAAAUUUAAUGAAGUCCUGGCAAUAAUCUUUAGUUUAGGAACUCAGUAAAUGUGAUCAUCAAAUUGAUGAGACAUUAAUUUGUUUACAUUAUCCUUACAAUGGCACAAUUUUCAUGUAUAGAUAGAUGAUAGAUAAGACACUUUUUGUGUAUCUAUUGUCUAAAAUUAAAUAAUAUACCACGUAUUGUGUAUUUAAUGGAAUAUAAUGUUAAAAAUGUAAUCUGCACUACUAUCUGUAGUACUAAUUUUGGUAAAUUAGUUGGCAAUUUUAUGACUACUAUAAUUGACUGUUUUCUGUGCCUUUCUUUUUGUUCAAAUGCAUGGUUAGCUAUUUAUUACAACUUGGGAUCACUGAGAUGUGUAUUUUUGUAUUUUGGAAUUAUAUGGUUCAUUCCUUUUUUGGUGUACAUUUUAAGGGUACCUUAAAACAGGUUACCUAUUCAUAUUUCUCUUCUUCAAUAAAAAUAAAAAAGAAAUGAAGUUUG